Choloepus didactylus (southern two-toed sloth) is the source of this 3547-nucleotide messenger RNA. It is a transcript of the gene TSPAN2, whose product is annotated as tetraspanin 2. Lineage: Eukaryota; Metazoa; Chordata; Mammalia; Pilosa; Megalonychidae. Gene Ontology annotation, cellular component: membrane. The record is from RefSeq and is a predicted model, not a curated record. The transcript is spliced from 8 exons. Bases 482 to 1147 code for a protein of 221 amino acids.
UGACGGUUCCUGCCAGCUUUAGGGUGGCCUCGGGUCCCACUUAUCUCUUCUACCCGAGGCCACCUUCCUCGAGUUCCAUAGCCACCGAGGCCACGUCCUUCUUCCUCAGCUUUCACCGAGAGCCUCAAAGGACUCUCGGUACUGGGCGCUGAUUAAACGGGUCCGGGGUUCCCAGUCUACUCUGGCUCCUCGCAGAUGCGGCAAUAACCACCGCGGACGGUGCGCCUGCGGGGCGGGUCGGCCAGCAUCUGGAGGGAAGGAGGUGGUCCUGCGUUUGGCGGAGAGAGCCGGGGCCGCCGCAUCGCCAGCCUAGCCGGGUCGCCCCUUCCCUGGCUCGGGGCCCGCGCCGACCGCGCCCCGCCCCCCCGCAGGCCCCGCCCGCGGUCCUCCCCGCUCCCGCCCCCUCCCCGCCGGCACCAGCAGCUCCCAGCGCCCGAAGCGCGGGCCUGGGGACUUGGGAUCCCGCCGCCGGGGCAGCGGCAUGGGGCGGUUCCGCGGGGGCCUCCGGUGCAUCAAGUACCUGCUGCUCGGCUUCAACCUGCUCUUCUGGCUGGCAGGGUCGGCCGUCAUUGCCUUUGGACUAUGGUUUCGGUUUGGAGGCACCAUAAAGGAUUUAUCAUCAGAGGACAAGUCCCCAGAGUAUUUCUAUGUGGGGCUCUAUGUGCUGGUUGGAGCUGGGGCCCUGAUGAUGGCCGUGGGGUUCUGCGGUUGCUGCGGAGCCAUGCGGGAGUCACAGUGCAUCCUCGGAUCGUUUUUCACAUGCCUGCUGGUGAUAUUUGCUGCUGAAGUAACCACUGGAGUAUUUGCUUUUAUAGGCAAGGGUAUAGCUAUACGGCAUGUUCAGACCAUAUACGAAGAGGCUUAUAAUGAUUACCUGAAAGACAGGGGAAAGGGAAAUGGAACUCUCAUUACCUUCCACUCAACAUUUCAGUGCUGUGGAAAAGAAAGCUCCGAACAAGUCCAACCCACGUGUCCAAAGGAGCUCCUAGGACACAAGAACUGCAUUAAUGAGAUUGAGACCGCAAUCAGUAUUAAGCUCCAGCUCAUCGGAAUUGUUGGUAUCGGAGUUGCAGGUCUCACGAUCUUUGGCAUGAUAUUCAGCAUGGUCCUUUGCUGUGCAAUACGAAACUCACGAGAUAUGAUAUGAAGCUAUUUCUACAUGAAAAUUGCCAUCUACAGCUUUCUUACUAAAUGUCAUGGGAGCUAUCUGCUGGCUCAUUUUUAAUAUUCAAAGGACAUUAAGAUAUAAAAGUAAUUUGGUGUCAAUUGUACUUUUGCACAUGUAUGUGUGUAUGUAUGGCUUAUGUAUGGUUUGCCCUUGAGUGAGUGCCUGUGUAUAUGACAGAAAGUAUAUUCAUGUGUGAUUUGUGUGUUUCUGGUAUAUGCAUUACAUAUAAUGAAAUCUGUUUCCUGGAAAUUCCUGAUUCUUGUUAUAUAAGAAGAUCAACUAUUUAACACCCAGAAAAAGUUCAAAAAUCUUUGCUAAACUUUCAAAACUUGGAUGUUUAGAGAGAAUGAAAGAGGAUCAGUUUCUCAAAUGCUAACUACAGAAAUCUAGAUACAGAGAAUUAUGGAAUUUCUAGUUAAUAGGAAUUGAGAGCUCGUGGUGAAAUUUUAAAAUUGCCUGUCUGAGUUUGGUGUAAGGGUUUCCUGGGCUUUUUUUAAAAAAUAUACGUACUAUUCCCAGAAUAUAGUAAACCACAGUUUUAGAACUAAUCACAUCUGUAAAACUAAAUAUAGCAUGGAAAAUUUAACUUGAAUAAGUCAUGUUUCCUAGUUUAAAAACAAAAGCCUCCCUCUGGAAAGAGUAGUCACAAGGACAAUCAUGUACCCUAUAAAAGUGAGUGUUUUUAGGACUUAAAAAAGAAACCUUUUUACAACUUUUUAAGGAAGUAUUUUUGUUCUUAUACAGAGACAUGUAAAUAUUGCUUUGUUACUUUCUUUUUAUGACUCUGCUCUGAACUACUGGAACACUUACAUCCACAAAAGGGCUUUUAUCUCAAAUUCCUCUGUGUUCCUCCAAAUGUAAGUACAGAAAAAUUAAAGCAAGAGGUCUGGCAGUUGUGGGAAAGAGAAUUUUGACUGGCACCGUGUCUUUGAAAUACCUCAUAGCUUGAGUUUACAUAUUUUCCUAAUUUUUUGUAUUUUCUUAUUUAUUCAUUUGGAGAAUUCUUCUUCAUAGACUAAUAACUGCAGUUUUCCCUACAUAAAAUAAAUAAAAGAAAAUCCUACAUGAUUCAAAUAUUAUCUCAUGAGCAUCUUUGGCAAAACCAGAAAAAAAGUUUUUUUUAAAGAGAAAAGCAUCUUCUCCUAGUUGUGUGCCCAAAAAAGGGACAAGCUAAGGGAGACAAAAAUAAUACACACCCACAAAUAUUUCCUCUCUGCGCAAGUUUCCUAUGAAAAUAAAAAUUUCAGGUUCGUUCUUGGUUUUAGUGCUUGAUUUUAGGUACAUAAAUCGAAAUUUAGGAUCAAAUUGGCAUAUUUAUCAGUGAUUUUUAACAACGUGGUACAUUUAAUAAAUCAUGGAGGUUAUUUUUUAAAUGCAUCGUUCAAAUGCCACACAAACUAGAAAGUAUGGUAGACUUCGGGGACCCCUAAGUGAGCCUGAAUAUGUGUGAGAACACAAAAUAUUGGGUAUGCAGUAAAGAAAAGUGCUGUGCUACCAAGAAGCUUUUAACGUACUUAACUGAAAAGACAUAAGUGCUUGAAAUAGUCCCACUCCCACCGAGAGCCAAAUUUUGCUUUCUGCACGUUUACUACUGCUACUAACUUUGGAGGAAGCGUUUCUAGAAAAAACCAUCAGAUUGGAAGAAAGCUGAAAAACAUGCAUUGCUAUUUUGUUGUGUCUAUACCUCAAGAAAAAAUUAUUUUAAGAAAAUCACUUCAUGAAAUAGAUGUUUGUACCCUGGUAGCUGUGGAAUGAAACUUUUUAAGCAAAGAAGGCAGUCCAUCUCUCGUGGAGGCUUUUUAGUUCAUAGGAGAGGAGUCAGGCCCAAGUGUGCACCCAGGCUCCUUCCAGCUCAGAAUCAUCUCUGAUUCAACAAAAGUGAGUUUCAUUCCAUAUCUGAAUUCACAGCCUUGAAAAAAAGUUACAAUAAGAAGUGAUACAUAUAUGAUAAAUGCACCACUUUGGGGGGUAAAACUCCAAAAUACGUGCCAUGAGUAAAAUUAGAGAAUUCUACCACUGAAUGAGGGUAGAUUCCACCAUUGAAUGAGGGCAUGUAUGUAUAAUCUUGAAUAUAUAUACCUUGAGAUACAUACAUACAUAUAUAUGUUGGAUAUAUAUACGUAUUUAUACACACACAUACAUACAUGGAUAUAUAAAUUUUGAAUUAUUUCUGGUCACCUGAGCAAAUUUGAGAUCAGACCCAACAUUUUCUUAAGACUCUGGUGCCAAGGCCCAGAUAUUUGAAAUAAUAUUUUAAGUUAUUUCAAAUUAAAUUUUCUAUGAACUGCAAUUGCUUGUUUGAUUUAUAAUAAAAUCCUAUUAUAUCUUUCUACACACCUUCAUAUAACUUAUCUUAAUGUCUAACUACCAAUCAACCCA